This is a messenger RNA of Prunus avium (sweet cherry), 589 nucleotides long. RefSeq lists its product as uncharacterized. Gene Ontology annotation, biological process: regulation of systemic acquired resistance. The record is from RefSeq and is a predicted model, not a curated record. Lineage: Eukaryota; Viridiplantae; Streptophyta; Magnoliopsida; Rosales; Rosaceae.
AAACUCCAGAGGACACGAAGGAGCGUGGAAGCAACCCAUAAAUUGAUUGACAGCAAAUUUUAAUAAUUCUGUGUAUCUGUCUGACUUAAACUACCCUUUCUUUGGGUUUGGCCCUCUCCAAACGAGUAUCAAAUGGAGACCCAUGAGAGCAAGAAGAGGAAGAUGAUCAUUAGCAAUGACGUUGAUGCUGCUGAAGCUGAUGAUGAAGAAGAGAAGAUUGAGAAGUUCUUUGCUCUUAUCAACAAUAUCCGGGAAGCUCGUCACCGAUUGAUGAAUGGUUCGAAUGUAAUACUGAAAGGGGAAGAAAUUAAUGACAACAGAUCAAACAAGAAGAAGAAGAAGAAAGAAGUGGAGGAAGAGGAAGAGAAGGUCAUAGCUGACGUUUGGAAGCCAUCAUUUCAACCUGAAGAUUUAAUUGAAGAAGAGGCUCAUCAUGAGUUCAAAAUCCCACAUGUGAUAUCUGGGAUUAGUACUACUAAUAAUGCUCAAAGCAGAGGCUGCUGUAACACAGAAAUUUGUAAACAAGGUAAUAAUUUAGAUCUCAGGCUGUCUCUGUAACUGCUCAUUGGGUGUAACAUAUAUAUAUAUA